Messenger RNA from Sclerotinia borealis F-4128, 1716 nucleotides. NCBI's taxonomy places the organism in Eukaryota, Fungi, Ascomycota, Leotiomycetes, Helotiales, Sclerotiniaceae. The record is from the annotation of a GenBank genome assembly.
AUGGCGGAGCCAAGCAAAGAAAUUCCAACCGACCCCGCUGUCGCACAUGGAGGGGCUCCCCCAACCGGCGAAGACCCCGCACAACCUUCCAAGAAGGGAGCAAAGAAAGCAGAAGCCAAGGCCAAAAAGGAUGCUGAAAAGAAACGUAAAGCCGAUGAGCAAGCUGCUAAACAAGCUGCUGCUGGAUCUGCAGCCUCCGAAGAUCUCGCAAAAGAUAAUUACGGACAAAUUAAACAUACCACGAAAAUCGAAGCGGAAAGUGUACAUCUGAGGGAGAUUGGUGAACAACAUGUUGGCAAAACGAUUAAGAUUCGCGCAUGGAUUCAAAAUGCACGAAUGCAAGGAGCGAAGAUGGCGUUUGUGGAAUUGAGGGAGGAGGGCAAUUGGACAGUGCAGGGAGUUGUGAGCGCGAGUGCGGAGGGCAAGCCGGUCAGCAAACAAAUGGUUAAAUGGAUUGGGGGACUGAAACUGGAGAGUUUUGUUGCGAUCGAGGCUGUCGUGCAAAGGCCAUUGGAGCCCGUUAAGAGCACCAAGGUUUCCAACUUCGAAUUACAUCUCGGAAAGGUUUACUUGGUAGCUACGGCUCCUGAGAUGUUGGGAUUGGGAUUGGGACCAGCGAACAGGGCUGUGGGAAAGUUGGACGAGGAAGAAGAUCUCAGUGAAGCUGCCGCAGGUCUCAGUGUCACAGAAGGCACCCCAACUGCCAGUUUAGCCUCCCACCUUAACAACCCUGCUAUGCACAAACGAGCACCUGUCAGCCAAGCUAUCGCGGAUAUUCGAAUUGCUGUCGAGGACUACUUCUGCGAAUACCUGAGAGCUCGCCGUUUUAAGAAAUUCCAUCCUCCUAGUUUGAUUGGAGCUGCUUCCGAAGGUGGUGCCAACGUAUUCAAAAUGGCAUACUUUGAUAAAGAGGCAUACCUCGCUCAAUCGCCACAAUUCUACAAACAAUUCGAGAUCGCCGGAGGUCGCAAGAGAGUUUACUGUGUUGGACCUGUUUUCCGUGCCGAGAACUCGAAUACCCCAAGACACAUGACUGAGUUCAUUGGUCUCGAUUUGGAGAUGGAAAUCGACGAACACUAUCACGAAGUCUUGCACAUGCUCGAAGGUGUCCUCCUAUUUAUUUUCCGUAACCUUGCCGAGAAUUACCGCGAAGAAAUCGACCUUAUCCGCUCAAUCUACCCAUCCGAAGAGUUUCUCCUUCCUGAAGCUGGUAAGGAAAUCCGCCUUACCUUUGCCGAAGGUCAAAAACUCCUUCGUGAAGAAGGCCCUGCAGAAUUCAAAGACGUCUUGGACACCGAAGAUAUGAGCACACCCCAAGAAAAAGCUCUCGGAGCACUCGUCCGCAAGAAGUUCAACACUGAUUUCUACGUUCUCGACAAAUUCCCCGUUGAUGCUCGUCCAUUCUACUCCAUGCCCGACCCCGAAAACCCUGCAGUCACAAACGCAUAUGAUUUCAUGAUGCGUGGUCAAGAAAUCUUAAGUGGUGGUCAAAGAUUGCAUCUACCAGAUCAAUUGGAGGAAGUCAUUAGAUCCAAGGGAUUGGACCCUAAUCAACCGGGUAUCAAAGAAUAUGUAGAUGUCUUUAAGAGUGUGGGUGUGCCACCUCAUGGUGGUGGAGGAAUUGGCUUGGAUAGAGUUGUCGCUUGGUAUCUGAAUCUGCCAAGUGUGCAUUUGGUCUGCGAUUAUCCUAGAACACCAAAGAGGUUAAGCCCUUAG